CCUAUUCUCUAAAAAGAAGAAAAGAAAACCUCACACCCUCACUGUCCCCUCCUCAUUCUCGACACCACCACCAAAGCCCUUCACCGCCUCUCCCUUUCUUCUCAUCCCUCCCUUGUCAUCACCCCAAAAUCCCAAAAUUUUAACAUGUAAACCCUCCAAAACCCCUCUAAAUAAAUCUAUCCCUUCUUACUCUGCAUUUUCCCCAGGAAACAACAAGAAUAUGGCUUCUCCUCAUGGACCCCUUCCCAUCAUCCUCCUCAUGGCUUGCAUCUCCUUUUCACCAAUCUUAGCCAAUGCUGCCAAUAUCAUUGUGGCUAAUGAAGAUAGGGAAGUGAAAACAAUGAAGCCAAUGGUGGUAGCAGAGCAUAAUAGAUGGGUGCCCUACAAUGAGACAAGGAGAAGGUUAGGGAGCUUCCAAAUCUGUGCCCUUUGCACUUGUUGCGGGGGUCCUAAGGGCCUCUGUAUUCCCUCACCAUGUUGCUAUGCCAUCAACUGCAAUAUCCCCAACAGGCCCUUUGGCUACUGCUCUUUCACUCCCAAGACUUGCAACUGUUUUGGCUGUCAUCUUUGAUCUUGUUUUUCUUUAGUUUUUUCUUUCUUUACUUUACUUUAUUAGCCAUUGUGUUGAGGAGAGAGAAGAGAAAACUUGUCUGGUUGUCUCCUCCACCACCUGUGUUCUUUAUUGGUAAUAUUGGUUUUAUCAUAUAUGUUGCAUUGCAUGCUAUGAUUGUAACUUUAGAAAAGAUAACAAGAGUGAGGAGGAUGAAGAUUUAUGAUUAUCAGCAAAUGUUGUGUGAGGUUGUGUAGUCAGUCAAUGCCAACUACAGAGUGUUUAUAUUG
Messenger RNA from Dioscorea cayenensis subsp. rotundata (Guinea yam), 840 nucleotides. RefSeq lists its product as uncharacterized. Lineage: Eukaryota; Viridiplantae; Streptophyta; Magnoliopsida; Dioscoreales; Dioscoreaceae. The transcript is spliced from 2 exons. The record is from RefSeq and is a predicted model, not a curated record. The coding region runs from base 221 to 571 and encodes 116 amino acids.